CUCACUGCGCCCGCGCAGAAUCGUAUCCCGGCCUGCGCGCAGGCGGCGGCGGCGUCUCUCCCGCGCCCGCCCCGGUUCUCUCCGCUGCGAAGCCCGCUCCACUUCGCCGCCAAGAUGCCGCGGAUUAUGAUUAAAGGCGGGGUGUGGAGGAACACCGAGGAUGAAAUUCUUAAAGCAGCUGUAAUGAAAUAUGGCAAAAACCAGUGGUCUCGGAUUGCUUCUUUGUUGCAUAGAAAGUCAGCAAAACAGUGCAAAGCCAGAUGGUACGAGUGGCUGGACCCAAGCAUCAAAAAGACUGAGUGGUCCCGGGAAGAGGAGGAGAAACUGUUACAUUUAGCCAAGCUAAUGCCAACCCAGUGGAGGACCAUCGCCCCAAUCAUUGGAAGAACAGCUGCACAAUGCUUGGAACACUAUGAAUUUCUGCUGGACAAAGCUGCUCAGAGAGAUAAUGAGGAAGAAACUGCAGAUGAUCCUCGAAAACUUAAACCUGGAGAAAUUGAUCCAAAUCCAGAGACCAAACCAGCCCGGCCAGACCCCAUUGAUAUGGAUGAAGAUGAGCUUGAAAUGCUGUCAGAAGCUAGAGCUCGUCUGGCUAAUACUCAGGGAAAGAAAGCCAAGCGGAAAGCAAGAGAGAAGCAGCUGGAAGAAGCUAGACGCCUUGCGGCUCUCCAGAAGAGACGGGAAUUGCGAGCUGCAGGGAUUGAGAUCCAGAAGAAAAGAAAAAAGAAAAGAGGUGUGGAUUAUAAUGCAGAAAUCCCAUUUGAAAAGAAGCCUGCCCCCGGUUUUUAUGAUACGUCAGAGGAAAAUUACCAGUCGCUGGAUGCAGACUUCAGGAAGCUACGUCAGCAAGAUCUUGAUGGGGAACUAAGAUCUGAGAAGGAAGGACGAGAACGCAAAAAGGACAAACAACAUCUGAAACGGAAAAAAGAAUCUGACUUGCCAUCAGCUAUCCUUCAAACCAGUGGAGUGUCAGAGUUCACUAAAAAAAGAAGCAAACUGGUUCUUCCAGCUCCUCAGAUUUCAGAUACAGAGCUGGAAGAAGUAGUAAAAGUUGGCCAGGCAAGUGAGAUCGCCCGUCAGACAGCCGAAGAGUCUGGAAUUACAAACUCCGCUUCCAGUACCCUUUUAUCUGAAUAUAAUGUCACGAAUAACAGCAUCGCCCUUCGAACACCCAAAACCCCAGCUGCACAGGACAGGAUCCUACAGGAAGCCCAGAACUUGAUGGCCCUAACCAACGUAGACACCCCCCUGAAAGGUGGUCUGAAUACUCCCCUCCACGAGAGUGACUUCUCUGGGGUGACACCCCAAAGACAAGUUGUUCAGACUCCAAAUACAGUGCUUUCAACACCCUUCAGGACUCCUUCUCAUGGACCAGAAGGUUUAACCCCUCGUGGGGGAACAACUCCUAAACCAGCAGUUGGAGCAACACCAGGUAGAACUCCCCUGCGAGACAAGUUAAACAUCAAUCCAGAGGAAGGAAUGGCAGAUUACAGUGACCCAUCUUAUACAAAGCAGCUGGAGAGGGAGUCUCGUGAGCAUCUUCGUGUAGGCCUUCUGUCCCUUCCUGCCCCAAAGAAUGACUUUGAGAUUGUAUUACCAGAAAAUGCAGAAAAAGAGCUUGAGGAACAUGAAGUAGAUGAGACCUUUGUGGAAGAUGCUGCUGAUAUUGAUGCUCGCAAACAGGCUAUUAGAGAUGCAGAACGUGUAAAGGAGCUGAAGCGCAUGCACAAAGCUGUUCAGAAGAAUUUGCCAAGGCCUUCGGAAGUUAAUGAAACAAUCCUGAGACCCUUGAAUGUAGAACCUCCUCUGACAGACCUGCAGAAGAGUGAAGAACUGAUAAAGAAAGAGAUGAUCACCAUGCUUCAUUUUGAUCUUCUGCAUCACCCAUAUGGAGAGCAGCCUGGGGCUAAGAAGGGGAAAGGCCCAGGAUUUGGAGCCAGCAGCACAGAGCAUAUGACUUAUCUGGAACAAAGUCCUUACGAUAAGUUCUCCAAAGAUGACCUCAAGAAGGCUCAAGACCUAUUGGCCCAAGAGAUGGAGGUGGUAAAGCAAGGAAUGGGGCAUGGAGAGCUCUCAAGUGAAGCUUAUAACCAGGUGUGGGAAGAAUGUUACAGCCAGGUGUUAUACCUACCCGGACAGAACCGAUACACCCGAGCAAACCUGGCCAGCAAAAAAGACAGAAUAGAGUCUCUUGAAAAGAGGCUUGAGAUAAAUAGAGGUCACAUGACGACAGAAGCAAAGAGGGCUGCCAAAAUGGAAAAGAAGCUGAAGAUUUUGCUUGGUGGUUACCAGUCUCGGGCAAUGGGUCUUAUCAAACAGUUAAAUGAUUUGUGGGACCAAAUUGAACAGGCUCACCUGGAGCUUCGCACCUUUGAAGAGCUAAAGAAGCAUGAAGAUGCUGCUAUUCCGAGGAGAUUGGAGUGUCUAAAAGAAGAUGUGCAGCGCCAGCAGGAGCGAGAGAAGGAGCUCCAGCAGCGAUUUGCAGACUUCAUGCUGGAUAAAGAAACUUUCCAGUCAAAAUACUGAAGCACAAGAUUCCUUUGUCCAUCAAUGUGACGUUUUUCAGGUGUACAGUUACUUCUGUCUUGCCAUCCAUGUCACAGAUAUCAAGUAUAGGUAAAUUGCUGCUCUACGCAUCUUGUGUUGUGUGGGCUUUUUUAAUGAACUUUCAUUGUACCAAACGUUCUAGGUGUAAAUGGCUUAGUUCAAUAUUAAAGAUUUUUGGAUUUAAAAAUCCAGGACUUUGGUAUUACAAGACGAAAUCACUCUUUUUUGUAGCCUCAUUGUCAUUGUUUGCUAGGGUUAUUACUGAUUCAUGCUCCCAGUGUUUUACCGUUCUUAAGAUCUACGGAACAUAAACCUGCAGUCUAUGUGCCUGUAAGUAAUGUCUCUUGAAUAAACCUGGAAUGUAAAGAUGUCUAUAAAAA
This is a messenger RNA of Alligator sinensis (Chinese alligator), 2927 nucleotides long. RefSeq names its product cell division cycle 5 like (gene CDC5L). Gene Ontology annotation, cellular component: Prp19 complex; spliceosomal complex. Gene Ontology annotation, biological process: mRNA splicing, via spliceosome; regulation of transcription by RNA polymerase II. Gene Ontology annotation, molecular function: RNA polymerase II transcription regulatory region sequence-specific DNA binding; DNA-binding transcription factor activity, RNA polymerase II-specific. Bases 115 to 2526 code for a protein of 803 amino acids. The record is from RefSeq and is a predicted model, not a curated record. Lineage: Eukaryota; Metazoa; Chordata; Crocodylia; Alligatoridae. The transcript has 16 exons.